AACCAAUUCAUGUCUCCUCCAACAUAACCAAUAAACUUGCAUCUAUUCUAUACAUACCAAAAAUGCCAGCAGAUGACUACGUGUCGGCAGCCGGAGCUGGCGCCCUCAAGCUGAAAGGUGGGAAGAUACAGAAGAAUAAGAAAAAGAAGAAGACCAAGGCUCCAACCCUCGAGCGAUCCUUCACUCCGGGAGAUAGCUCCACCUCCACCUCUAAGCCCAAGGAUGUCGAGGAUCCCGGACAGCGCGAUAGCAAAGAUGCGGAUGACGGCGGCGAGGGUGACGUAGUCGAACAGAAGACCGAGGCCGAGCGCCGGUAUGAGGAAGCUAAUAGAAAAAAGAUGUUGAAGAUGCUCGAAGAUCCAAAGGUAGCUUCCGAGUUUCGAAAGACGCACAAAGAGAGAGUAGAAGGCCUGAAUACCUAUCUCUCCAAGCUUAGCGAGCACCACGACAUGCCUAAGAUCGGCCCAGGAUAAGCUACACCUUUCGGACCGUCUACCCUGACGUUUACCCUACCUAACUUAAUAACAACCUCGCUCGAGCCUCGCUACUAGUUUACCCAGUACUUGAUUUAAUAUUUCACGGAACGACUUCACGAAAUGACUGUUACUAUUAUUGUAUAGAAUAUCUCUGUUAUGAGUCGGAUUAUUAGGUAUCCUCCUUUGACCUCCUGUGUA
This is a messenger RNA of Daldinia loculata, 674 nucleotides long. Its product is annotated as DUF1754-domain-containing protein. Gene Ontology annotation, cellular component: nucleolus. The transcript is spliced from 2 exons. NCBI's taxonomy places the organism in Eukaryota, Fungi, Ascomycota, Sordariomycetes, Xylariales, Hypoxylaceae. The record is from RefSeq and is a predicted model, not a curated record. The coding region runs from base 63 to 473 and encodes 136 amino acids.